CAGGAACCAGUGGAAGGGAGCUUGACAAAUCAAGAUGGCGUCCCACGCUGAAGCAGGAAAGAGAUUUCAGUAUAAAUAAAACUCAUUCGGAGAAUAGUUUAAAUUUGAGUGCCACCUCGACAAGACGUCGUUUGGAUUUUGAAAAGACAAGACGGAGCAGAUACAGAGUCUCUAAAUGGCUGCGAGGAAGUCUGGAUCUGAUGCAUACAACAAUGGACCCAUCAGCUAUCUUGAUGACGUUCCCUUCAAGAUCAAUGACAAAUUCCGCUGCCCAGCCAAAGUGGGGCUGCCUGUAGGUUUCUGUCUCCCGGACUGUCGCUCUUUGCUGGUGGACUCACAGCAGUAUGACUUUUCUCUGGAGAGACGUAGUGUGCGCUGGGGGGUUGAACUGGCUGAGGCCAGAGCAGCAGAAGCCAGAGCAGAAGAGGCUGCAGCCAAGCAGGUGGCAGAAAACAGGGAGUGCUUGGCACAGGCCCAGGACAUUAAUGGUGGUGGAGGGAAGAAACCCCUGUCUGCUGAGGACCAGGACCUUCUACCACCAGCUUUAAACCCCGUCCUGGCGGGGCUGAGCCACAACGCCAUCCUCACUCCACUGCCUGCCCCAAGCCUUGGCCCCAGGAAAGCCCAGCCUAGCACUCCUCAGUUGCACAGCCUCAACCUAGCUGACUUUGAGCGGGAAGAGGACCCCUUUGACAAGCUGGAGCUCAAAACUUUGGACGAUAAGGAGGAGCUGAGAAAUAUCCUGCAGAGCCAGCCUCAACCUCAACCUCCUCCCUCUGUAUCUCCACCCGAGGUUACCCAGAUAGGGUCAGGGUCACGUGGAAGCAGCCCGUCUCCUCCCAGCACCAACACCAGCCUCCCAGCCAAACCUGGCUUUACCCAUAAACCCAAUGGGUUGGUUGACUUGCUGGACAUGGAAAGAGUUGGGCACCCUGGGAGAACGGGGUUUGAAACAGAUGAUCGGCCCUGUAACAUACGCUCUCUCACAUUUCCCAAGCUCUCUGAUUCUGGCGACCCAGAGCCAGUGAGGUACAGCCACCUCCCUACACCCAUCCCUCUUACCCGACAGAACCUUCCCAAUGGUAGCCCAACGACCAUACCCAAGUCCCAAGUUAUUGUCGCGCCUGAGCCAACCAGCCACACCAAGAGUGCUGCACCAAAACCAGCCAACCCAGGGUCAGGAACUGCUGGUCUGCCAUGCGGCGGAGCUCUGCUCAGCAUGACCCCCAGCGAGCGUCAGUGUGUGGAAACCCUUGUGGGCAUGGGCUACUCUUACGAGGGCGUCUUACGGGCCAUGCAGAGACAAGGGCAGAACGUGGAGCAGGUACUGGACUACCUGUUUGUCCAUGGGCGUCUGUGUGAGCGGGGCUUUGAUGCUAGUGCAGUGGAGGAAUGUUUAGAGAUGUACCAAUGCUCGGAGGAAAAGGCCUUGCAGUUCCUUGAGCUAAUGUCAAGGUUUGGCGAAAUGGGAUUUCAGCGGGAAGCCAUCAAAGAGGUGCUGCUGGUCCACAACAAUGAUCAGGACAAGGCUCUAGAGGACCUGAUGGCUCGGGCUGCCGCUAGCUGAGCCAAGCUAACCAGCCAAGCAAAGGCCCAGCUCGGGGCUUUCCUCCCGCUACUACCUAACACAGCCCCUUUCCUUCUGCCUACCCUAUCACACCAUGCCCUGCCCUUGAUUGGCUGUGGAAGGGACUGCUGGGAGACAGUUGUAUUUCUCUCUCUGUGCUAAAACGUAUUGUGUCUCAGCACUUCUUGAACUGUGUGCCUAGAGUGGAGGGGGUCAAAGUGUAUCAAUACUUCAUGGUGGUGUUUUUUUUUCUAAGAAAUCCUGGGGUAAGGUUCCAAGAUUUUGUACUGCAAGGGUGUUCAAGAAUGAGAAGAAUGACUGAGCUGGAAAUGAGAAAUUUGAAGAACUGGGCUGUGGUGUUUUGAUGCUGCUCUGAUUUGCUUCCACUUGGAAGUCCUUCUGCAGGCAAAGCUGCAGGAGCAAAUGGGACGCUAGUGACAGGCUCUGUAUACAUCACAGACAGACCAGUUGGAACACUAGAUACUCCCAUAUGACUACGCUGCCAUCUUCCACUGCUCUGUGCAGACAUAGUAAAUGGUGGCAGGUAUUGGGGGGCCUUGAGGAGGCUCUCUUCAAACUGAACCAACGAACAUUCAAAGUAAAAAAGAAAAAACCCACAAAGGUCCAGUCACCAGACAGACAACUGACUCUCAAGAAGUGCCCUCUCUGCUCUGGUGCCCUGCACCUAGUUCUGUUCUACUUUAUUAUUUCAUUCAUUCAUGUCUGUUUUCUGUUCAUUUGGGCACUUUUUCAUGUCAACUUGAAGAUUCCAUUUCUUUGAUAUUCUUUAGGAGCUGCAUAAUUGAUCCCUUAGUCACUAUAACUCUGAACAUAAGAGAUAGUACAUUCUUCGACCUGCACUGGAAUGGCUUGUUAAAGGAGUGGGAAGAAUGGGGAAGGUUCCUCUGUAGUAAGUAAUAAGAAAUCUCCCAUAACCCGAUGGCACUGAUGUGUCACGUACUGCACAGGCACGUUUCAUUAUUGUCAACUUAUUUAAAAUAGUAAACUGAUACUUUCAUUUAAAAAUAAAGAGUUUGAUAUGAUAAUGUAAGAUAUGUUAACUCAUAAAAGUGACGCUUUUAACUUUAAUGGAAUUCUGUAUGCAAGACUGGAAAAGAGUGAGUGGUUUAAAAAGAAAAAAAAGAAAGCAAAUGUAAGUGAGGGUUGUUUUUGCAGCCACAUCACAGUGCAAUAGAGACAUUUCAUAUUGUAUGACUGUUGACUGGCACUUUGAGCCUAAAGUAAUUGUUGGGAGAUAAGGAAUGGUCUUUAAGCCUUGCUGGAAACUGGGUGUUAUGAGAAAAGGUUUGAUUUCAGUGAUCCCCAUCAUUUAUGCUCUGUUUCUCAGAUUUCAUGCCACAAAUUCAAAUCAAACUUGACUUUGGUUUGUUGACUUGUUCACUUUCUUUUCUCUUGUGUAAUAUCAUUUUGAUUUUAGGUUUGUUGCCAUCUCCACAUUCUUAAAUGAAAAUUAAAAACAAAAAACUUCAGUCACCAUGUCAAAAGCAUUUCCUUAUAUGUUAAUUGAGUGUAUUUGUUUAAAAGGCCAGGAUAUUUUAUUUUUAUAGCAUUUGUCUGAGUUCCAUGCUUCAUAUUUUUUUAAAAGCACAUCUGUGCAGUUGCAUUUCA
Molecule: messenger RNA, 3196 nt
Organism: Centropristis striata (black sea bass)
Lineage: Eukaryota; Metazoa; Chordata; Actinopteri; Perciformes; Serranidae
Gene: ubap1
Product: ubiquitin associated protein 1
Exons: 7
Coding region: 176-1567 (463 amino acids)
Biological process (GO): ubiquitin-dependent protein catabolic process via the multivesicular body sorting pathway
Cellular component (GO): ESCRT I complex
Molecular function (GO): ubiquitin binding
Source: RefSeq, a predicted model, not a curated record